This is a messenger RNA of Liolophura sinensis, 2510 nucleotides long. Its product is annotated as E3 ubiquitin-protein ligase DTX1-like. Gene Ontology annotation, molecular function: zinc ion binding. NCBI's taxonomy places the organism in Eukaryota, Metazoa, Mollusca, Polyplacophora, Chitonida, Chitonidae. The record is from RefSeq and is a predicted model, not a curated record. Gene Ontology annotation, biological process: Notch signaling pathway; protein ubiquitination.
GGGAAUAACAUCGUCCGCUAACACAUCAGUGGGCGGUGUCGCGGUUUGGGAAUGGCUGAAUGAGUUUUUCCCGGUGGCGUCCGUAUGAACCACACGUAGCUACAUACAUUGAGAAAUGUUUCACUGGGAAUACUGGGCAUGUGUACCUGGGCCACGCAGAUGCAACCUUGACACAUUACAUUCUGGACUUCAGGUCUAUGUCCCAAAUACGACAAGGAACAGGUACCAGUAGAUCAGUCCGACGUUCAUUGUACAACAGGACAAGUCCAGCAGGACAAGGUGUGAUGUGGCAGUGGGAAGGUGACAAUCCUGGCACAUGGCAUCUUAACGACAUGGACAUCAGCGGGUUGCUGGAAAAUGCCUUCUCACAGCGACAGACAAUGGUUGAUUUAAGUGCUUUGCCGUUCUGUCUACCAUACAAAAUCUGCCUGAGUACCAUGUCUCAGAUCAGACUAGAGACGAAACGGAGGCGAAUGAUCCGCAGAGAACUACUGCCCAUGCCGUAUCCACCAGACAACGGGAAAAUGCAGACAUCCAGCGGACUUCCUGGAGCACUGCAGAACAACACACUAGUGAGCCGUUCACAGCGCUCAGGGGGUUCUACUGGACCUGUGGCAGUUCCGUUCAAAAAGAGGGCCAUCUCAGAUCUCACAGGGUCGUCCUCACCCUACUCUCUCAGGAAGAAACACCAUACCCAGCCUGCGGCUUCCAUGCCCAGCCUGAGUAAGGCGAUGUCAGCGUUACCUGGUGGCUUGUCCAGUCAUGUUGGUGUGAUCUCUCAGGGACACGCCCCUCUCACAAAUUCCAUAUCUCAGGGACAGCCUCCUCUGGCUUUGAACUCACACUUUACCUCUCUCCAAGGAUAUCCUCCUGCAGCGUCACACAACCAUUUGCCUUCUGUUCUGUUGCAAAGCAGCUCAUCUGUGCCAGGAAAUCUGAAUGCUGCUGCCUACACCUCGGGCCUGCAGCCAGCGAUGAGCAGUGUGACAAAUAUCCUGGUGUCACCGGCAGUGCCCACAAUGCAGCAGGUGGCUAAUUGGUGCUCACUGCCCACGUCCCGUUCCGUCCCAGCUCUGCGGUCAUCCAACCUCAGCUGGUCAAGGCACGAUAACUUAGGCCAGCUUAAGGGACCAGUCAAAAUAAAGAAUGAUGUUGAUGUGUCUAGCAGAGCAAAAAAUACAGCAGAGGAAGUGCUCACCAAAUUUGUAACUGUAAUCACAGAUCCUCCCAAAGAUGAGGACUGUUGUAUAUGCUGUGAGAAGUUGAGCCAAGCUUCGGGCUACUGUAGCAAUGGCAAUGAUUGUGUUGUGUACAGACUGGAGAGAUGUUCUCAUAUGUUCCACAAGCUCUGUCUCCAUGAAAUGUAUGAGUGUGGACAGAAGGACGGGAGUGUACAGUGUCCAAGCUGUAAGACGAUCUAUGGGGAGAAGUGCGGGAACUGUCCAAAGGGGGAGAUGGAGUAUGACAUACUGCCAAACCAUCUGCCCACAUUCCCCAACUGUGGCACUAUACAGAUCAAGUAUGACAUUCGACCAGGCACUCAGGGUCCCGAGCAUCCUCAUCCAGGAAAGCGGUUUACAGCGCGGGGAUUCCCCAGAUACGGAUUCUUGCCCGAUAAUGAGGAUGGAAGAAAGGUUUUACAGCUUCUCAUCAUUGCCUGGAAACGUCGACUGACAUUCACAAUAGGCCAAUCCACGACGACCGGUGAGAGUGACACAGUGACAUGGAAUGAGAUCCAUCACAAGACAGAGCUGGGUUCUAACUCCACCGGGCAUGGCUACCCUGACCCCAAGUACAUAGACAAUGUCCUGAUGGAAUUAGCAGUGCAGGGGGUCACAGAGUCUGACCUGGAUACUUAACCUGGGGAAUGUCAAGUGAAUACUUAAGCUGUGAAGGUUGUGUGGAUAAGUAACCUUGUGAGGUACUGUGGAUAUGUAACCUUGGGAGGUUGUGUGGACAGGUAACCUUGGGAGGUUGUGUGGACAGGUAACCUUGGGAGGUUGUGUGGACAGGUAACCUUGGGAGGUUGUGUGGAUUCUUAACUUUGGAACCUCAUCUUCCCACUUUUUUAAUCACCUGUGGACCCGUGACAGACAGACUAGUGUCGUGCCCUGAGCCAUAGUUGAGGCAGUACACAAGACGAACUGUCCAAUGUGCCGGGGGGAACUUUUCUGAUUGAUGUGAUUAGAAUUUAAUCCUGUGAAGACAGUCCUGCUCAUUGUGGCCAGAGUUCAGGGAGAUGUGUGCAUCUGUAAUGAUGGCUUCUGUUGAUGUCUGUUAAAUAUGUAAUAAGGUUAUGGCAUCUUCCCAGCCCUGUACAUUAAAGGAGAAGAAAAUUUAAAUAUCAAUCAAAUACCAUUGAAAAGAGUAUGCAUUUCCUCGCAGGUGCAUGCCAUAAAAAAAUUCUAAUAUGUACCUCAAGUUGAUAAUUUAUAAAUAAAGUCAGCACCAAAAUCCGCUGUGGGCGACUCUAUUUUGCCUAAGAACUAGUCCUGGAAUCUUCUGUGUUC